AUGUCACACUUUGAAACUGGUAGUGAGAGUAGCGAGACUGAUGAAACAUUUAUUGACGAAUUGUUUGAAGCUGUAAAAGGUAAGUCAAAACUAAAAGAAAUUAGAAGAUACACAAAAAAAGUAAAUGUGGAAGAUUGCAAUUUAGAUAAUAUUAAUAUAAACGACAUUGAAGCAUUUGAGUUCAUUGAUGAUAACCAUACUCUUAAUGAUUGUAAUAUUCUUAAUGUUAGUGAUCAAAAUGAAAUUGUUAAUUUAAAUUACUUGAAAAAUGAUUCACAAAAUUGUGUCCAAACUAUUGAAGACUGUAAUAUUACUGACGGUGUUAAUGAAAUUGAUGAUUGUAAUUUUCUUAAUGUUGGUAAUCAAAAUGAAAUUGUUAAUUUAAAUUACUUGGAAAAUGAUUCACAGCAUUUUGUCCAAAUUAUUGAAGACUGUAAUAUCACUGAUGGUCGUAAUGAAGUUGAUGAUUGUAAUGUUAUUGAUGUUGAUAAUAAAGGUGAAAUUGACAAUUUAAAUGAAUGUGAAUAUGAUCUGCAAAAUAUUGGAAGGAAACGGAAUAUUAGUCCAAAUCCCAAGUCAUGGAGUAGGAACGAAAACAAAUCAAAACGAGUUAGAGGUGAGGAAUAUAUGGGCUAUAGACGAAAAGAAAAAACAAGUACUAAUAAUAUAUUACAUGACACAUUAAGAGGUGAAAGAAAAAUUGGUCCAACUUGUACAUCUAAAAUUUGUGAAAAGUGGAAAACUAGAAAUUGUUCAACUAUCAAAGAUGACGACCGUCUACAUAUUUUUAAUAGUUUUUGGAAAAAAAUGCCAUCGUGGAAGGAAAAACAAAUUUUUGUUUUGUCAUUAGUAGAUAAAAUAAUUCCUAAACAGAGAACUUCAUUAAGUGUGACAUCCCGUAGAAAUGGAACCUUUAUUUAUUAUUUAAAAGUAGGAAAUAACAAAUUAUGUGUAUGCCGUGGUAUGUUUUUAAGUACUCUAGGCCUUAAAGAGUCAACUUUGAGAUACUGGUUAGAAACCAAAACACCCUUUGGAAACAAUUUAUCAGAAAAUUUUACAAAAGAAAAAGAGUGUGACACUGAAGAAGAAAAUAAUAUAGAAUGUCAAUUGGAGGGUGAACAUUUAUUUAGAGAUGGACAUAAAACAGGAAAUUCAAUACGAGCAAAAGUGCAUAAAACUGAUUACUUGAAUAAUUUUUUUAAUAAGUUUCCAAAACUCCCUUCACAUUACUGUAGACAAUCUAGUAGGAAGUUAUACUUACAAACUGAUAUUAUUUCAAUUACACAGCUAUACAAUAUUUACAAUGUUGUAUGUAAAGAAGAUAGUGAAGAACCCUUAAGCAGGAGAUCAUUUGAUAAAAGUUUCUAUAGCAAAAAUCUAUCAAUAUUUUCCCCAAAAAAGGACCAGUGUGAUACAUGUUGCCAAUUCAAAGUAAACAAUUUAUCACAAGCAGAUUAUCAAAAACAUAUUGCAAAAAAAAAUCAAGCCAGAGACCAAAAAGCUAAUGAUAAAAUGAAUGCUGAAGCUGGUGAAUGUCAUGUAUUUACAUGCGACCUAAUGGCCGUUCAGCUUCUUCCAUACUGUCAAGCAAGCUCUAUUUAUUAUAAAAUGAAAUUAGCUGUCCAUAACUAUACUAUUUACAAUCUAGGAACCCACGAAGCUAUUUGUUAUUGGUUUGACGAAACACAGUGUGAACUUGUAGCAUCAACUUUUGCAACUUGUCUAAUAGAUACAAUUGAAAAAACUAUAAAAAACUCAUUUAAACCUGUAAUAGUUUACUCAGAUGGGUGUACAGCACAAAAUAGAAAUAGCAUUCUUUCAAAUGCAUUACUGCAUCUUAGUGUCAAAUACCAAUUGAGUAUAACCCAAAAGUUUUUGGAAAAAGGUCACACUCAAAUGGAGUGUGACAGUGUUCACAGUGUCAUAGAACGCAAAUUAAAAAAAACAGAUUGUUAUCUACCUUGCCAAUUGUCUCAAAUAACAUUACAAUCCAGACAACAUCCAUUCCCAUAUAGAUCUGAAGUAUUAAAUUACUCAUUUUUCUUAGACUACAGUGAUAAAAAAUUUAUGUUUUAUGAAUCUAUUCGUCCAGGGAGAGUGGCUUUAGAUGCAGUUGUAACCGAUCUCAGAGUACUUAAAUACUGCCCUAAUGGUAUUAUUUUUUAUAAAAUUAAUUUUGAAGAUGAUUUUAAAGAGUUGCCAAGAAGACCUAAGAACAUUAAUGAGGAUAACAUCAAUAAAUUUCCUAAGCUGUACCAAACUCAAAAAAAAAUAACAUUGGACAAAUGGAAUGAUUUGCAAAGCUUAAAAAGUAUUAUGCCUUACGACUGUCACUCAUUUUAUGACGGUUUGCCUCAUAUGGAAACAAGUAUUAGAAAAGAAAAAAUCAAAAGAAAAAAUUUUAAAUAG
Molecule: messenger RNA, 2409 nt
Organism: Macrosiphum euphorbiae (potato aphid)
Lineage: Eukaryota; Metazoa; Arthropoda; Insecta; Hemiptera; Aphididae
Source: the annotation of a GenBank genome assembly